AAUUAUUUUAUUAGUCAGGAAAGCCAAUACAAGGAAAAAUUGCUGGUUGAGAUGCAGCAAAAUGGAGAAAAUCUGCCUUUGUUCAGCAAGUUGCGAGAGGAAAAUAACGUUUUAAAGUCCUUUAUCGAGGGCUAUAAAUUAGGUCAGGAGAGAGGAAAAUUGACCGUCCCGGACCAAUCGUUAAAAGAAAGGGCUGACAUUUUACAGAAUGUUCGGGACGGGAACGAAACCGAAAAAAUUAUUGGCAAAAUAAUCUAUGCCGUUAAAGACGAGGAUAAAUGA
This is a messenger RNA of Racocetra persica, 282 nucleotides long. The record is from the annotation of a GenBank genome assembly. Lineage: Eukaryota; Fungi; Glomeromycota; Glomeromycetes; Diversisporales; Gigasporaceae.